AUGCAGUUGCUUGGCUCUCAAGGAAAGGGGAAACUCUUGUUUUCAAGAACCCUGAUGUUGUUUUUUAUGGUGUCAUUUAUUUUUUCUUGUUUUUCCUUGUCAGCUUCUGGAGAGGUUGUUUUUGAGAGAAUGAGUCAACAAUCCAUUGAAUCACAAAUUUAUGCAGAUCCUCCACAAAGUCCUCAGUCUUCUAAGAAUGAUAAGAGAGGACUUUGUUCCAAUGAGAUUGUCGUUGCGGUAUCUGCAACUGUCAUUGUUUUUGUUCUUUCUACCCUUGUUGCCUUCUAUAAGUGCAUAAAAAAGCAAACAUCAUUUAUUAAAAUUGAGACCUCUGAAUUACCUGAAAGAAACGAUGUUACAGUUUUCAAUGACAUUGGAGUUACUUUGACAUAUGAAAAAAUCGUUCAGGCUACCAGACACUUUAGCUUGACCAACUGCAUUGGAAAUGGUGGUUUUGGCUCUACAUACAAAGCUGAAAUUUCUACUGGACUUACAUUGGCAAUAAAGAGACUCCUGGUUGAAAGAUGUCAAGGAGUUCUCCAGUUCAAUGCUGAGAUCCGCAGCCUUGUAAGCAUAAAUCAUCCCAAUCUCAUUACAUUGAUUGGGUAUUUUUCGAGUAAGACUGACAUGUUUUUGAUAUAUAAUUAUCUCCCUGGAGGUAAUCUGGAGAAAUUUAUACAGGAUCGAGCAAAUAAGAUCUUUAACUAUAAAGUGUUGUAUAAAAUUGCCAUGGACAUUGCUCUUGCCAUUUGUUUUCUACACGAUCAAUGUGUCCCACGUAUUAUACACAGGGAUAUCAAGCCGAGCAAUAUAUUAUUGGAUAAUGAGCAAAAUGCUUAUUUGUCUGAUUUUGGAUUAUCGAGGAUCAUGGGAAUAGAAACCUACAGCACCACAGCUGUAGCAGGAACUUUCGGGUAUGUAGCACCAGAAUAUGCUGAGACAAGUCGAGUGUCCGACAAGGCUGAUGUUUACAGCUAUGGUGUCGUGUUGCUCGAGUUGCUCUCAGAUAAGCGAGCUUUAGAUCCUUCGUUUUCUGUGUAUGAGAAUGGAUUCAACAUUGUUUCAUGGGCGAACAUGUUGCUGCGCAAUGACCAGGCACAUGAAUUCUUCUAUACCAGUUUAUGGGAGGCAGGUCCUGAGGACAAGUUGAUGAACGUGCUACAUUUGGCUCUAAUGUGUACUGUAGAUCUCGUUACUGACAGGUUGAGGAUGAGGCAAGUUGUUGAGGAACUGAAGGAUCUUGCACCUCUUGUCCCUUAAGGCAAUGGAGUUCUGAAUUCAUCCAUCAAAUAAUUAAUGAAAGUAACCUAAGACUCUUAGGGUUUGUUUGGUUGGGAAACAAGGUAUGCUAGGAGUUAUGC
Molecule: messenger RNA, 1361 nt
Organism: Capsicum annuum
Lineage: Eukaryota; Viridiplantae; Streptophyta; Magnoliopsida; Solanales; Solanaceae
Product: probable LRR receptor-like serine/threonine-protein kinase RPK1
Exons: 1
Coding region: 1-1260 (419 amino acids)
Biological process (GO): protein phosphorylation
Molecular function (GO): protein kinase activity; ATP binding
Source: RefSeq, a predicted model, not a curated record